Molecule: messenger RNA, 1623 nt
Organism: Capronia epimyces CBS 606.96
Lineage: Eukaryota; Fungi; Ascomycota; Eurotiomycetes; Chaetothyriales; Herpotrichiellaceae
Exons: 1
Coding region: 1-1623 (540 amino acids)
Source: RefSeq, a predicted model, not a curated record
AUGGCUCCACGAGAUAAAAAGGCUCCCGGUGCAGCAGACAAAAACAGACGGCAACGGGAGACUGGUAUUCUCGACCCAACACCCAUCGUCAAAGCAUCCUCUGGCAUUCAAAACAAGCGGCCCGUGACCCGCUCUGCAGAAUCCCAACCUGUGCCAUCCUACACCACCCAGCCGGCUCGUACGAAACACAAACGUUCGCAAGCCACAGAGGCCGAAGCUGACGAGCCAAAGGACGCGCCCUCUGCAAAGCAGCACCGAAAAGAUAUUCCCUGCGACCGCAAGUCCUCUACGCAGCCCCUGCAGAAGCAGAUAAGUGGUGAAGCUGAAGCUGAAGGCGAAGUCGACGAGUCAGAAGGCGUGUAUCUCUCAGAGAAACGUCAGGAAUCCACACCACUCUCAGAGCAGGACUUGGAAGCACUGUACAAGGAGGUGAUGGACGCGGCAGCCAACAGAUCGCGGCCUCUCAAACGCACGUUGGCAUCGGAAGAGAUUACCUACCGAUCCAAGAGUUCUUCCAGCACCCAGUUCUUCUACCGCACGUAUCAUCUCCGAGAUGUGGGGAUUCAGGUAUACACAGAGCCGCCUGACUACAUCGAAGCCGCUGUCAACAGCAUUGCCAACACCGAAGUCUCUAAACAGCGCCGAGCUGAAGUUAGCGGUAUUGCUCGAAAGCUCCACGAUGACUGGGUCAUUUUAAUCCAGAGUGGAUGUGGCGAGGAUUGCGGUCUUCAUCCACUCUACGGUGCCCUCAGAACUCUAAGCCCAAAGAGUCUCAUUUCUAUUGAUAAGGCCGCCUGGCGAGAGGAACUUAAGCCAGUGAAACCAUGUGACGAUUUCAGCUUCCUGAACGGUGUCAGUGAACAUGCAGAAGAAGUGGAAGUUGACAGUGACACCGACCGAGCACAGAAGCGGCAGAAGCGGUCCACCACCUCGCCAGGCAACGAUUCACAAGACUUUAUCCUGACAAACACCCCUGUCGCCCUUGGUCCGAUGAGAGAGGAAGAUCGCUACCCGAUCAAAACCCCCAUCCCUGACCUCUCAAUAGGCCUUCAUCUCGAUGCUCUGACCACUGCUCUUUCGCAAAGUCUCAAUUUUUCCAAGGUCAAGACCACACGUCUCAUCGAUUGGCUCCAGACAGAGAUGAUACAGCACAAGCCAGAUACGCCUUUUGAGCCAGCAUUACUCUUUAGACCUGCCGAACGCGCCUUUAACCUCGCCUUCCCAUUUGCAGUUGUCGAAGGCAAGGCCUACUCGACGGGCAAACAGAUUUUCGAGGCGGAGAACCAAGCGGCGGUUGCCGGGGCGUGUGGGCUCAAGAUACAGCUUGGUCUAGAUAGGCUAGUUAACAAGGGUUCCGGGGUUGAGAGUACCCAGCCUCCACUCUUCUUCUCCAUCACCACACAAGGUCCCAUCCACGAGCUCUGGUAUCACUGGACCGUGGAGGAAGAUGGUAUACGCACAUUUGAAUCGAACCUGCUGGACAGUUGGAACGCCAUGUUGGUGGAGCGUGGGGGGGAUUUUGUGAUCCGGCUCAACAAUGUGCUAACUUGGGGUGCAGGUCCGUUUGCGAGAUCGGUGGUUGAGCGUCUGGAGGUGGCAGCCCUCACGACACUGGCUGGAUGA